Molecule: messenger RNA, 1579 nt
Organism: Podarcis muralis (Common wall lizard)
Lineage: Eukaryota; Metazoa; Chordata; Lepidosauria; Squamata; Lacertidae
Product: collagenase 3-like
Biological process (GO): proteolysis; collagen catabolic process; extracellular matrix organization
Cellular component (GO): extracellular matrix
Molecular function (GO): metalloendopeptidase activity; zinc ion binding
Source: RefSeq, a predicted model, not a curated record
AUUCAUCAUGAAGCAUCCAAGCGCUGCAGCGGCCUUCUUUCUCUUGCUGGGCAUAUCAUGGUGUUUGGCCCUGCCGAUAUCCAUAUCAGAUGAAGACGACAGCGAUGAAUUCACAAGGGAGAAAUUCGAGUUAGCAGAGCGCUAUCUAAAGAGGCAUUACAACCUCCAGUCCAACCCGGCUGGGAUACAGAGGAAGGCAGGUGAUACAGUCACAUCCAAACUUCGAGAAAUGCAGGCGUUUUUUGGACUGGAAGUAACGGGCAAGCUCAACGAAGAGACGUACGAACUAAUGCAACAGCCACGGUGUGGCGUUCCUGAUAUUGGGGAAUACAACUUUUUCCCUCGAAAGCUGAAGUGGUCUCAUACUAAUAUAACAUACAGGAUUCUAAAUUACACCCCUGAUCUGAAAAAGUCUGAAGUCGACAGAGCAUUCAGGAAAGCGUUCAAGGUCUGGUCUGAUGUGACGCCGCUCAACUUUACUAGAAUUCGCAAUGGUACUGCUGAUAUCAUGAUUUCUUUCGGAAGGAAAGAGCAUGGUGAUUUCUAUCCCUUUGAUGGACCUUCUGGGUUAUUAGCUCAUGCUUUCCCUCCUGGGCCAAAUUUUGGAGGAGAUGCUCAUUUUGAUGAAGACGAGCUGUGGUCAACAGAUUCCAAAGGAUAUAAUUUGUUUCUUGUGGCUGCCCACGAGUUUGGUCAUUCGCUGGGACUUGAGCAUUCCAGAGACCCAGGAGCUUUGAUGUUUCCAAUUUACACAUACACGGGAAAUAAAGGCUUAUUGCUUCCAGAUGAUGACGUACAAGGGAUCCAGAUUCUAUAUGGUGCAGGAGACCACGACCCCCAUCCCGACCACCCCAAAACGCCUGAGAAAUGUGAUGCAAACUUGACACUAGAUGCUAUCACGGAGCUUCGAGGAGAAAUGGUGAUCUUCAAGGACAGGUUCUUCUGGCGCCUACAUCCUCAGAUGGUUGAGGCGGAUUUGGUACAAAUUAAGUCGUUUUGGCCAGAGAUCCCAAGCAAGAUUGACGCGGCUUAUGAGCAUCCUACCAAUGACCAUGUGCUGCUUUUCAGGGGGAAGAAAGUCUGGGCUUUGAAUGCCUACGACAUAGUAGAGGGCUACCCUAAAAAGAUUUAUGAAUUGGGCUUUCCAAGAUCUGUGAAGGGAGUCGAUGCUGCUGUCCACAUCAAAGACACUGGCAAGACUCUCUUUUUCGCUGGAGAAAAAUACUGGAGUUAUGACGAACAGAACCAAGUUAUGGAGAAAGGCUACCCUAGAUAUAUUGAGGAAGAUUUCCCUGGGAUCGGUCACCGAGUGGAUGCAGCUUAUGAGAAGAAUGGUUACAUAUAUUUUUUCAAUGGACCACUGCAGUUCGAAUUCAACAUCUGGAGUGAAAGAAUUAUGCGGGUCUUGACCACCACCUCCAUCUUCUGGUGCUGAUUGCUCUGGAUCAGGUUCUGAACUGUGGGGAAAAUGCAUUCCAUGAAAAAUUAUACUGCAGAUGUUUGGUUUUAUAUGUGUGUGUGAGAGAGAGAGUGAGUAAGGUAAGGUAAAGGUAAGGACCCCUGGACUGUUAAGUCCAGU